CGUAAUUUGACCGGAUGUGUGCGAUCAUUAGGGAAAAGCUUACGCGGCUAGUGCCCGCUCCAUGUAAUCAUGGCUGCACGGGAUCGUACCAGACUUUUUUGUUAAUUUAAAAUCCAAAGGUUAGGGAAGAGUUGUUUAUUAUCCACCGUGGUUCCGUCCUCUCUUCAAAACCAGCUGCGACGCGGGGUAGACACCCGUGCCCCCGAGAUCCGCGGAAUGAAAGAUGGAGGCAAAUAAUCAUUUCAACUAUGGCACUCAUUCUUCAGCAAACUCAGGACUGAAACUCUCCUCAGGGGAUUCUCUUUAUACUAAUGGUUCCUCCAUGAGUUUUUCUCAGCAAGGAAAGAAUAUGAAUGGCGAAAUGAAUGUGAAUGGCAUCACUACUGUACCUGGCUCGAGUGCACCUGCUUCCCAACCACCUUCCAGUCCUUACCCACAUAUCAGCAAUCACCACCAGAGCAGCAUGGGCUACCUAUGGGGAGGGCAUCCUCAGUACAGCCCAACCAUCGCCACGUCUCCCGGGCACAACUUGCACCAGAAGCAGCCGUCACCAAGCAUGGCGCAACCUCAGUCACAACAUCACUUACAGGUUCAAGGAUCGUACCAGCUCAAUGGGGAAAUGGAGAGCUCCCAGCAGUCACCUGUGGCAGGCCCAUCAAAUAUGCCCCCAACUAGCAGUCAGUUCUGGAAUAGAAGUAACCCUAACCCACAGGCUGCUGCUUACACUUCCCGCAGCAUGUAUGGGACAUAUGAGAGUCAGUCCCCUCCAUCUUCGCAGCAGCACCUCCAUUCCCACCUGCGGUCACCGCUUCACCUCCCGCAGCAUUAUGGCGUGAUGUCAAAUGGGAUGCCAUACUACCAACAGCACCACACAUCUCUGCCAUCUGCCAAGCACCCAAAACAGUCUACGGGUCAGAGGAUGCAGAAUUUUGCACCCGCACAUGACACAGAGGGGGCACCCACGAGAGCAGUAACAUCAUCAACGGCCGUGCCGGACGCAGGAUCUCCCAUGAGGAGAGAAAAGCCCCCACAGGCUAGCAGCAUCUCUAAUUCCAUGCAAGUGCGUAUGAGGGAGGAAGACAAGGAGGCAAACACAGACCGUAAUUGCACAGAUGAGACGGUUGUUGCUCUCAGGCCUGACUCUUCCUCGGCUUCUGUCAGACAUACAAUUGAUCAUCAUGAGAAUUCUGAAAAGCCAACUGCCCAACCACCAGAGGACAUCAGAGGGUCUGGAGCAAGCACACCUCCUCAAAUGACACUCACUGCUUCAUUGUCUUCUACAACAUCUGUGAAUAAGGUGUCUGGUGCUCCUGCUGUUGAAUCUUCAAUAGCUUCCCCUCUAUCCAGUAAUGGUUCUUUCCCUGAUGUCAAAUGUACUCCUCCCCAGUCAUCAUCAGUUCCUUCUCCCAGGCAUUCUUCACCUCCUUUUCCCUCUGCUACUGAGCUAACACUUGAUGAAUCUAAAAAUCUGCUGGUGGGCUCCUCUUCUUCCUCUUCACCUGCAACACAUCUGAAGUUUUGUCCACCUCCAGGCUUGACUGAUGGUGUUUGUGGAUCUCCUUGGGUUACUUCCUCUCCUUCAUCUGAGUCUCGGGUGCAUCAUUCAUUUUCUGGACCAAUAACAGCUGUCUUGGCACCUGCCAUAGUGUCCACAUCAUGUUACUCUGGUUCUACACCAAUCUCAUCUCUUCAACAAAUGCUUCAAGGGUCCAAGCUCCCUCUCACACCAGCUAGAAACUCAAAUGUAUCAAAAUGUGAUGCAUCAGGUGCUUCAAUAGUUUCACCAUUGGGAGGGUCAUCUCCUGGCAUGUUGCUAUCAACACAUGCAAUGCCCUCUGCUGGCGGUAAACCUGCAGACAUGAUCCAGCAUGAGUCCUUGUUCACCGCGUCAGCUGUUGCCUCUGUAUCACCACCCCCAGAGGGGCUCAAUUCACCCUCUCAGUCAGUCCAUGACAGUCCCGCAACCAGACCUCUCACUACCUUACCUCUGCAAACCAUGCAAGGCUCCAGGACAGCACCAGGUUCUAUCCCUCUUGCCUCGGCAUCCGUGCCUCCUGCAACCUCUUGCGAAUUGAUUCAGAGUUCUGUCUCCCAACAGCAUCUUUCCAGUUCUUCUCCUGUCAACGUGUUAAAUCAGUUGCCUCUGUUGCCAGAACACCCUGGUCACUAUAACAUGGGGAAAGGAUUUGCACUUGGAAUGGGCACAAUAGCGGAAAAAUGGCACCCUCAUCUUGAGUCAGGCAAAGUAAAGACCCACAAAGCUUCUGACGCGCAGACAUCAUCUGAUCUUCCAGGACAGUCUUUAGAGACUGAGCGACAGGAGUCAAAGGCCAGUGACAACACUGGCGAUGUACAAAAUGUAGAGCAGCCUUCAACCACAAUUUCAACACCUCUUUACUGCCCCAGUGCCAGACACUCCUCACUGACCGUUGAAACAAGUUUUGACCACUCUUUAAUCACCAGUUCUCAAUAUGGUGACAGUUCAGCUUAUAGCACACCAUUAAGACUCCAUACCGGUUCCCUCUUAGAUAAGUCCUCUGCUAAUAGCAACUCACGCAUACAUGACUCCAGGAGCUUUGGCAACAGCUUUCACCUUGGAAAUGGCACAUCUCAUACAGAAGAGCAACCUUCUUCAGUUUAUGAGACCACUAGAGAUGGCAGGUCAUCUGUGGAUUAUUCAAGUCUGAACUCAACCCAUGUGAGGGAAUUCUCAGAGGAAGGAGAGUCCAUGCUGGAGUCUUCCCUAAACAGUACCUCCUUUGGGGCUACCCAUUCAUCUAUCCAAGAGACGGAAGCAGGGUGGCCUCCCGUAGGUCAUCAUACACCAGACGCUGAUGCGGUUAGCAAAUCAACCGCAGCACUCAAGAUCAUGACUACCCCAAGUCUCAAGGUCAGAGAUGAGAACUUAAUUGCCCGCAGUACCCCAGCACGAAAUCCUGCUGUACACCCACUGCAGCCAGUCGCAGAUCAGGUUUUGUCAGUCACUGGAGGAUGUCUGAAAAACCCAAGAAAAUCUUGCAAACCUCAGUCUCCCAAGGCUUUGUGGAUUAGUAAAUCAGCUCCUGAGGAGGCCAAAAGAAAACCCCGUGGUCGAACACCCAAGGUGGAGAAGAUCAAUGCUGACAAAGUUGAUAACAAAGAGGAGGGACCCAAGGGAAGGAAGAGAAAGGCUUCUCUUAGACCAGAACAGGUCAAAGCAAAACUUGACGAAUGUGGCCGGAUUCAGCCCCCAUCUGAGGAAAUUGAUUCAAUCACAGCCGCAAUUGACGCGGUUCUUGCCAACACUUCAGCCAUCAGCUCGCCCUUUGCAAAACCCAAGAAGAUUAAAAGAAUGAGAAAACAUGAGCAAGAUGGAAAGGACAUGACCACGGUAAAAGAUGAUGCUGGAGGAGUUGCCACUGGUGGUGAGGAAAAUGAAGAUGAAAGCGCCACAGCAGGGAAAGGUGAAUCUCCCAGGAGGAGGGUUGCAACAGAACAGCAGGUCCAGUUCCCUCUGCUCCAUGGAUGGAAGAGAGAGAUUCGGGUGAAGAAGAUGAACGAUCGCAUGAAGGGCGAAACCUGGUAUUACACGCCUUGUGGAAGAAGAAUGAAGCAGUUCCCGGAAGUUAUCAAAUACUUGAAGAAACAUCAGGGCGGUGUUGUCACCAGAGAACACUUCAGUUUCAGCCCACGGAUGCCUGUUGGAGACUUUUAUGAAGAAAGGGAAAGUCCUGAGGGUAUGAAGUGGGUUCUCUUGGCUAAUGAGGAAGUUCCUUCGAUGAUCAUGGCCAUCACUGGCAGGCGUGGUCGACCGCCGAACCCUGAUAAAGAGAAACCAAGCAGGGUUCGAGGCCUGAAGGCAGGGCAGGCCCGCCGGCCAGGUAGACCCCCCAAACCCAAGAUGAUUGACUUCCUUAGUAAAGUUGAUGCCAAGCUAUUGGAGAGACUUGAAAAUAAGGAAGCACUCACGGAGGAAGAAAAGCAAAAACUUACAAAAAUCAAGAAGAAGAUGAAGAGAAAGGCCAGAGUAAGGAGAAGAGAGGUUGCUAAGAUUAGGAAGACGAGAGAGGAUAAAAAGAGAGCAAAGCAAGAGAACAAGAGUUUGGAAGUGAAGGCUGAACCCCAAGAUCUGGCAGCCCCACAGACAAAUGAGCUUGUGUCACAGUCUGUGGAUGAGCCCAAGAAACCCGGUAGACGAAGGUCCAUCAAAGUUGAGGUCGCUCCUCCUAUCCAGCAGACAGAUGAAGAGAGAAUAGCCCAGGGCAAGAGGGUACUGAGUGCUCGUGGUAAAGCCAAGGCCCUGGCCAAAGCUCAGGCAGAGGCAGAGGCAGCGGCUCGAGCUGCACUGGCAGCCAAGAAAACUGCAGAAAGGAGAGUGCAGACGCAGAGACGGAUGGAGGAACGCAGGAGGCAACAGCUAAUUUUAGAAGAGCUGAGGAAACCCACUGAAGACAUGUGUCUCACUGACCACAAACCCCUGCCAGAGCUUUCCCGUGUACCUGGUGUGAUUCUCUCAGGAACAGCCUUUUCCCACUGCCUGGCGGUGGUAGAAUUCCUUCAUGGUUACGGAAAGUUGAUUGGCCUAAAUGUACCCAAGGACAUCCCCAGCCUUGCAACCCUGCAAGAAGGUCUGCUCGGCAUGGGUGAAAGCCAGGGAGAGGUCCAAGAUCUGCUCAUAAAACUAAUGGAAGCUGCACUCCGUGAUCCUGGCCUGCCGUCAUAUUAUCAAUCAGUCAAGAUCCUCGGGGACAAGCUGGUUGAGCUCCAGCUGACCCGCAGCACAGUUUCAGAGGUACUCCGCAUCUUUCUGGAAUCUCAUGGCUAUGAGACAGAGGUAUGCAACACAUUGAGGACCAAAUCCUUUCAUGCCUUGCCUCCCGAAACCAAGGCAGCCGUGCUCGGUUUUGUGGUGGAGGAGCUCAACGGUAGCAACAUAGUGACAAGUGACAUUGACAACACACUAGAGAACAUGGCCAUCUACAGGAAGAACAAGUGGAUUAUUGAGGGGAAACUUCGCAAGCUAAAGACUGCACUUGCGAAUCGCACUGGCCGCUCAGAAGAACAACUCUGUUUGGAGGAAAGACGCCGCAGUGCCCGAGUGGCUGAAGAGGAGAACCUCGGCUUGGAGGAGAGUGUGGAGAGAAGCAACCGCCGUGGUCGCAAAGAGGAGCCCAAAUUAAGUGACAGUGAAAGCCCCGCCAAUGCAAGCGUCCACGAAUUAGAACGGCAGAUAGAUAAGCUAAGCAAGCGGCAAGCAUUCUUCCGCAAAAAACUUCUUCAGUCGUCACAUGCCAUGCGGGCUGUAUUGUUGGGCCAAGAUCGUUAUAGGCGGAGGUACUUGGCUCUCCCUCAUCUUGGAGCAGUUCUAGUUGAGGGUCCUGAAGAGCUUCUGACCUCAGGGGAUGUUGUAAUAGCAGACGUGCCAGUCACCUUCCUCAAAAAGGAGCCCAAAACAGAGGAGGUGCCUGUGGCCACGACUCCACCUCACGCUCCAACCCCCUCACCUGCCCCCGAUAUCUCUCAAGCUCAGACUUCAUCCCCGGAGGAAGACUCACUCCCUGGCACUGCAUCGCUCAUGAGCAGCCAAAGAGGACGAGGACGGCCCCGAAAAAUCAAACCCGAAGUGGAGCUUCACCUCCGCACGGCAAAGAUCCGGCGCCAGCGCCGAAGUAGCGUCAGGUCAACAGGAGAAGAUGGGCCGGUGUCUCCGGUCACCACGUUUACUCAAGAUCUUUCGCAGUCUGCUUUUCUGAAUUGGCUGAGUCAAUCAAGGCAUGCAGUACUCAACGACGCUAGCACAGCAGAACCCUUAGAGGACAGUCAACCAGAGGGGUCUGUGAAGGAUGAGGAAGAGAAUCGGGGCCAGUCGUUCAAACAACCAAGUGAUGACAACGCUCUGAGUGAGCCUCAGCUGCCAAGUACACCGCCCACACUUGAUGCUUCGCCUAUACAGUCGGACGUGCUCAUGACAUCCAUUGACGAAGCUCCUACUGGCCCAGAUGCCAUAGUGGCGCCAGAGGAAGCUCCCGUUCCAGUGCAAAUAUCUCCCAUUCCUGAUUGUACGCCGCCUCCACUGCCUACUCUCCUUCAUUCUGCUCAAAGUCCCCCUGUAGCACGGACUCCGACCACUCGUGCCAGGCCAGGCCGCAGGCGGAGGAGGGGCAGUAGAGGCAGUAGUCCUGCUCGGAGGGGGCCGCGUGGAGCCGCAGCCAAACGCAGAGGGCGCCCUCCCACUUCUGCUUUCCAAGAGCUUGAGCAGCAGUACUUUAUACAGUUGGUGGUUAAGCCCAUACCAGCAUCAAUGGUGCGUGGCUGGUGGUGGAUCAAGGAUCCAGAGGAGUUGUUUAGCACACUGCAAGCUCUCCAUCCACGGGGCAUCAGAGAAAAGGUGCUCCAUAAACACCUGGCCAAACACAUGGAGAGUUUAACGGAGAUGUGCAGCAAAGCCACUGGUGAUCCUAUGUUUGAGUUGAAAGUGGAGCAGAAGGAGGUCCUGCUAGAGGCUCUACAGCAACCUUGGCAAGUACAAGAAAAAGCCAUGGAGACUGACAAUAGCGCCCUCCGAUGGGUGGAGGACCUGGAGCAGCGAGUCAUUGCUGCUGACCUCCAUCUAAAGGCUCCUCCUCAGAAUGUAGUCAACGAUACUGAAUCCAGCACAGAGGCACCAGCUGUAGAAUUUCAGCCCUACACGAUCCCAGAGCGGGACUCCACCCGGGCUGACCUCCAAUACUAUGAACAUGACACCGACCCACGUGAUGACUGGAUCGUCCGAACCAAGAAGGAGUGGUCCGGCCUGCCUCGCAUCGCCACCCAUCCGCUCGACUUGGCUGUGCUACGCCUUGCCAAUCUUGAGCGUAAUAUCGAGAGGCGCUACCUGAAGGAGCCGCUCUGGAACCCAGCCGAGGUGAUGCGCCUCGCUCCUCUCACGCCGACGCCAGGAGAAGAGCAACCUAUGGACGUCAUCAGUCUAGAAAGUGAGAUCACCUCUCGGCUCAGAACAUGGCGGCAGGCCCUAGAUCGCUGCCGCAGUGCCCCUCAGCUGUGCCUGUGUUUGCUGCAGCUAGAGAAAGCUAUUGCCUGGGAGAGAUCUGUGACUAAAGUGACAUGCCAGAUCUGCAGGAAAGGUGACAACGAUGACUGUCUGCUGCUGUGUGACGGCUGCGAUCGGGGAUGUCACAUGUACUGCCUGAGGCCCAAGCUCACCCAGGUGCCCGAGGGAGACUGGUUUUGUCCAACUUGUGUUGCCAAGGAGGAAAGCGCAUCACCACAUUCCAAAAAGCGGACCAGGGUGAAAAAGAAGCGAUAUGAAGAAAACAGCUCGGAUGACGAUGCAACAACUCGGCGGAGCUCUGGCAUGGCAACACGGCACAAGGAGGCGGCGACUGCCGCCCUGGCGGCAGCGUCUUUAUCCCCGCGUCAUUCAGGAGAAGUCGGGGCGGCCAAACGGCGUCGCAUGACGACACGUAACCAGCCGGAUCUCACUUUCUGCGAGAUUAUCCUCAUGGAAAUGGAGGCUCACGCAGAUGCUUGGCCAUUCCUUGAGCCUGUUAACCCCCGCCUGGUGCCGGGGUACCGUCGCAUUGUUAAGAACCCCAUGGACUUCCUUACCAUGAGAGAGAGGCUGCUGCAGGGAGGGUACUGCAGCUGUGAGGAGUUUGCUGCAGAUGCUCAGCUGGUCUUCAGCAACUGUGAGCUUUUCAACGAAGACACCUCUGAGGUGGGGAUGGCGGGACACUCCAUGCGGCGCUUCUUUGAGAGCCGCUGGGCAGAGUUCUAUUCCAACAAGGAGAAAUAAGAACACUGCAACGUUCCCACCAGUGGUGGAACGAAUGACUGUUGGUGUUUUCAACCAACCCUGCAAGAGGCGUUACUACUAAGACGGUCAGGUUUCUCCAGCUAUGUGUAUUCCCAUCAUGUGUAGGCAUCUCUGUAAUAUUCCCCCUACCACUCACGUUUUUUCCCCUCUUCCCUGGGUUUGUCUUAAGCCCCUCAACUGAUCUGACUUGAAUAUCAUUCCCCAAAACCCUCACAUGUGUUCCUGUGUGUCCCCGAGCUCAGCACCCUUUCACAAGUCCCAAGGCUGGUCAAGGCUUUUUGUUCAGUCUCCCCUCUGGGGCAAGGACUUUCCACAUUGAUCUCUCAUUUUCAUUGCAUUUUCCCAACUGGGCCACUGCAUCCUGGACCUGCUUAGUAUCCCAUAAGGAAUAAAAAAACAAUCCUAGGCCAUUUUUGACCUGUUCAGAUGAAUUGUAAUGUGGUCUUAUGCCUAGAAGUUUUUUUGUUUUGUUUUUUUGGCUCAAUAUAUUUUUAUUAUAUAUUCUAUAUAUAAAUAUAUAUGAAGAUAGCUGGGAUUAUUUAAUAGCAAUAGCGUGUAGUGAAUGUGUACAGGUGACCUCAUAGAAUUGUCCAGAUGAUGUAUGAAAACGGCCAGUUCAACUAAAAGAAACCACGAGUACAAUUCGUGUAACUGGCACUUCGCCACACGCGCGUGCGCGCACACGUUCACACUGCUGCUGUGUGAAAGACACUGGAGGACUUUUUGAUGUCCGUCAGUCCAUGUGGAUUUCAUUGUUGAGUGACACAGCAGGCUGUAGACAGCAGAUUGUUUAGAACGGUGCUACUGGCACUAGUUUGUGCUCUGUUCAAGGAUCUGUUGUAGACACACCCACACUGAAUGCGUGCUCUUAAGACAGAGGACGUGUGUGAAAAAUGCGCUUGUAAAAGAACUUGAGUAUUUGUCUGAAAAGGUGUAAACAGUGAACUUGGGUUAUCUUGAUAUUGUACAGAAAAGCUCCGGAGCACUGGCUACAUUCCCGCCUGGUUACAUUCUUCAUUUCCAUCACUUUUUGUGCUGUUCAAGGGCCAGCGUUGGAUGGGGUACUGCUCGUUAUGUGACUGCGGCGGGACCACACUGCAGGCCAGCUUCUAUUUAAACUGGUUUCUUACACUGACCUCAGAUCAGCUUGUAGAAAAUACGCAUUAUUCCUAUUCUAAAAAGACAGAGAGAGGGGGGGGAAAAAAGACCGGAAAACCAAAUGUGUUGUUAUGUGACUUUUUAAUAAUGUACAGUUUUGGUGACAUGAAAUUUUGUUCCUUUAUAUUUUUAGGACCAAUUCAUUUUUAACGGGAUGUAUUACAAGACUCUGUUGUAUUAAGGUGAUGUAACAUGUGUGCAUCUGUAGAAUGUACUGUGAGUUGAAUUAAAAAAAAAACAC
Molecule: messenger RNA, 9194 nt
Organism: Hippocampus zosterae (dwarf seahorse)
Lineage: Eukaryota; Metazoa; Chordata; Actinopteri; Syngnathiformes; Syngnathidae
Gene: baz2a
Product: bromodomain adjacent to zinc finger domain, 2A
Exons: 30
Coding region: 224-7774 (2516 amino acids)
Cellular component (GO): rDNA heterochromatin
Molecular function (GO): DNA binding; protein binding
Source: RefSeq, a predicted model, not a curated record